AUGAUUAGAAACAUUAUAAUAAACAAGCAGGAAGGCUCAAAGUAUGCAGCCGAUGACAUCCCAGAAAAAGUUCUGAGAUGGCUGGAAAACAACAAAAGAUACACCGAAGAGGAGAGGCCAGAUAUAAUCGAAGGCCAAGUUGUUGUUGUACUAAAAGGCCAGUACACAUCUCUCAGAGGAGUUGUUGUGAAGAGGCUUCCAAAGAACUUACUUCUAGUCAGCGGGCCAUCCAAAAUCAACGGAAUGGCAUUCACUGUAGUAAACCAAAGAUUUGUCCAUCCAGUUUCCGUCUUUGUCCCACUCAAGGGAGACUUCAUCAGCUCCAUCGAAGUGAAGGAGAAGGAAAUAUCCGAAAUAAGAGACUGGACAACAGAGAACGCAGUGGACCUGGAAAUACUGGACUUGCUGAAAUUAGACGGAAAACAGCAGGUAAUAGACAGCGCAAUAGAAAAGGAGUGCGCAGGAGUUAAGGGGCUGAGAAGCUACUUUAAGACGCCCUUCACACUCCCAAAGAAUGUCGAUCCUAUGAGCGCUUUCUACUAA
Messenger RNA from Nematocida major, 543 nucleotides. Its product is annotated as large subunit ribosomal protein L6e. Bases 1 to 543 code for a protein of 180 amino acids. Gene Ontology annotation, molecular function: structural constituent of ribosome; RNA binding. Gene Ontology annotation, biological process: cytoplasmic translation; ribosomal large subunit assembly. Gene Ontology annotation, cellular component: cytosolic large ribosomal subunit; ribosome. The record is from RefSeq and is a predicted model, not a curated record. NCBI's taxonomy places the organism in Eukaryota, Fungi, Microsporidia. The transcript has a single exon.